AUGCCAGAGACGCUGGAGCCUGGCUCGCCCUUCACUACGCCACCGGUGUCGCCCGGCGGCGUCGAGAAGCGGCGAUCACGGAAUCCUCUCAAGAACAUGAUGCAGCAUCUUACGGUGGAUCCUCCUCCAGAGGACGAGGACCGACAGCCACGGAGAGCAUCUCUCAUCCGCCGCAUUAGCUGGCGAAAGAGUCGCAGCCCUUCAGCCCAUUCCGACAGGUCGGGCGGUCAGCCUCAGGAUCCCAACCUUUGCAGGGCGUGCGCUGGCUGGGCGGCUGAUAUCGACUCUACCUUUGACACCAUGGACGACUUUUUCAUGAGGGCCUUGGAUCCGGCAGCGGCAGACACCUUUGAAAACAAGGAGCACUCUAUGGGUCGCCUGAAGGAGCUUGAGGAGAAUCGCUUCAUCACAAAGUGCCCUCUGUGCAAGCUGUUUCUGUCCGUGCACAUUCCCAGCGAAGGAGAGGGCGACCUGUACCUCUCUGGCUUUUCGAGCAGAGACACCAACUAUCUCAUUGAUAGUCACAUCAUGUUUGAGCAGGGUCAUGGAGCAAAGAACAAGAGCAAGGGAAUCAGCCCUGCCUUUCUAGGCGUCGUACCCAAGAAGAGCGGCGACGGCGCUCUCAGCUGGGAUGUGAGCGCCGACUGGUUCCGCGACUCGGGCAUGCUUUACCGGACCAUGCCUGACACAGCCCCGACUGAGCUUUUGAGUGCGCGAUCUGAAGGGAGGCACUCGCGGGCAAGCUCAUUUACCGACACGAGUGGCUGGUUGAAGCGUGGAAUCUGGGGUCGCGAGCUUGAACAGACGAUUGACAUGUCCAUCGGUCAGGACUGGCUGCGAUUCUGCGAGUUCUAUCACCAAGGUCGUUGUGGACGAAAACCCAUCACACAUGAGAUGCCCGGAUUUCGACUUGUCGACUGCGCAAAGAACCCGCCAACAGUGGUGGACGCAUCCAUCACGGAUCGAUACGUAGCUUUGAGUUACGUGUGGGGGAACAAGAAGUCAGCUCCUGGGAGCUGGCCCAAGGUGAUCUGGGACGCCAUCAUAGCCACCAAGGACCUUGGUGUCAGGUAUCUAUGGGUGGACAGGCUAUGCAUCGACCACACGCGGCCUGCGGAGAAGAUGCAACAGAUUGCGAGGAUGGAUGAGAUCUUUGAGGGCGCUAUCCUGGCUAUCAUCGCAGCAUGUGGUGAGGACGCCGAUUAUGGUCUCCCCGGCGUGGGAUCGAGGAAUCGACCCCCUCAGCCAAAGUACGAGUUUGUCAACUCAGACAUUACCCUCGUGUCAAGUCUACAAGAUCCUAGACUCGCCAUCAAGAACUCGGCGUGGUAUCGGCGAGGUUGGACGUAUCAGGAGGGUCUUCUGGCGCGUCGACGACUCAUCUUCACCGACCAGCAGAUGUACUGGGAGUGCGAGGGCAUGUGUUGUCCUGAGUCACUCAUCCUGCCGCUUGAGUUCUACCACGACAUGGAAGAGCAGAGAAUGGGCGACUUUAUGAGACCGGGUCUAUUUAAUGGUGUGUCAUUCGUCGAUGGCAGCUGGGAGCGAUGGAAGAGACUGCCUGGCAAGGCAGAGGACCCCAGCACGCUGAGCAUCUUUCGAGAGGCUGAUCAACAUAUCGGCAACUACACGCGGCGCGACUUGACCUACGACCAGGACUCACUCAACGCGUUCCUCGGUAUUCUGAGACGGCUCGAGACCACGGUUGGUCCUGGCAAGAUGUUCAACAUCCUGGGCAUCCCCGUCUGGGCGCCCCAGCUGGACCAGGUUGUGCCAGCCACGGGUCUCCCACGAACUCGCGACAUGUUUGCCCUCUCGACGUGCUUCUGGCAUCACAAGGACGGCGUGGUAGCUACGAGGCGUCCCCACAUGCCCAGCUGGACAUGGGCUGGAUGGAAGGGCCCCGUCGACCUGUACUCGUCCAUCACUGUCGUGGACCCGGACAGCAAGGCGCGGGAGCGCAAGUACAACGCCCACCACUACGUCACGGCGACACACGUGUCCCGCAACGACCCCAACUCCAUCCGCUGGACCUACUCGCCCAACAUUGUCCUCGUCAACCAGGACGGCAGUGUGGCGUACGACUUUGGCGCCUCGGCCCUUGCUACGGGCAUGCCGCCUGCGCCGCCGUCGCUGCCUAUCCGUCCGUAUGGUAUUCACGUGCCGAAUCCGUUUGUGCUGGACCGGGUCAAGGCCCGGACGCACCCAGAGGGCUGGAUCUUUAACCGGGUGAGCGUCGAUGUUCGGCUGAGCCGGGGAUCUGGGUCGAUCCGGGAGUACAUCGAGAGGCAUGCCAAGGGAGAGCAGAUGACGGUACUCUGGUUCGUCGAGGAGUCGCUGGUGAUGCUUCUCGUGGUGGAACGGACCGAAAGGAACGGACGAGUUGUGUGGGAGCGCGUCGGACGCAUGCGCAUGGGCUUCUCAGAGGAGUCUAAGGACGUUGUCAACACCUUUGGAAGUGUAGAGAAAAUGGUGGGCGAGCUACCCCUGAGAAGACUCGGGGAGGAUAUCGUGAUUGAGUAG
Messenger RNA from Fusarium keratoplasticum, 2523 nucleotides. RefSeq lists its product as uncharacterized. Bases 1 to 2523 code for a protein of 840 amino acids. The record is from RefSeq and is a predicted model, not a curated record. The transcript has a single exon. Lineage: Eukaryota; Fungi; Ascomycota; Sordariomycetes; Hypocreales; Nectriaceae.